This is a messenger RNA of Anarrhichthys ocellatus (wolf-eel), 4130 nucleotides long. It is a transcript of the gene tyw1, whose product is annotated as tRNA-yW synthesizing protein 1 homolog (S. cerevisiae). The record is from RefSeq and is a predicted model, not a curated record. Lineage: Eukaryota; Metazoa; Chordata; Actinopteri; Perciformes; Anarhichadidae. The transcript has 16 exons. The coding region runs from base 510 to 2744 and encodes 744 amino acids. Gene Ontology annotation, biological process: wybutosine biosynthetic process. Gene Ontology annotation, molecular function: catalytic activity; 4 iron, 4 sulfur cluster binding; FMN binding.
CCCGGACAAUUGGACCCGGGACUCCAACCCGGUCUCGGGACUCUAACCCGAGACAGGGUUAAAAGCCUAACGUUAAGUACAUUCACGCCUCACACAUUAUAAAAGUGGUGUUCAUUUGUAAAGAUAAUUUUGAGGAAUAUAACUUGGAAUUAUCAUAAACUUGUGUUUGCCACAAAUCUUAUUGUUUGCAAUCUUUUAUAGAAAUCCAAUCCUUUUUGCUGAGGGAACCAGCGCGACGCUAACUUCCGGGGUUAGCCUACAAAGACACGUCAUACCUGCACCACACUGCUCUAUUAUGAGAAGAAACACGGUAUAGUUCCUGUUUGGUACGUGUGUUUUGACGAGAGAUCGACAUAUAUUUUUACCACGAUACCUCUGCUUUGAAAGUCCUAUUGACUACUAGCGACUCCACAGAGAACUCCACUUCCCAGCAUGCUCUUCGGUCAGAGACAGGUUGCACACAACAUCAGCUGCACAGGACUGUGUAUUUUAACACACCAUUUGCAGCGAUGCGGAGCUUCUUCGUGGUUAUUACGCUCUGCAUAAGUCGCGUAUCUGCCUCGGAUACUAAAGUCUCACAGGAUGCCCUCAGUCCCGGUGAGAGCUAUCUGAAGUCGGUGUGGCACAACAGGCUGUACUUGUAUUCAGCUGCCGCGCUCGUCUUUGGGAUCUGGUUCUCACUGAAGGUGGCUCUGAACAAGAAAAAGUUCUCCAAAGCCGUGAAGAUCAGCGACAACUCUGACGGAGACACUGUGGCUCACGUGUCCGCAGUUAAAAUCUUCUAUGGCUCACAAACCGGAACAGCAAAGGGCUUCGCAGAAGAGCUGUCGGAGGAGGUGAAGACGAUGGGUCUAACAGCAGAGGUGAUUGACAUCAAAGACUACGAUCCAGACGAUCAGCUCGCCGAUGAGUGCACCAACAAGUCCGUCUGCGUGUUUCUCGUGGCGACCUACACCGACGGAGAGCCCACAGAGAAUGCCGAGUGGUUCUGCAAGUGGUUGGAGGAGGCGUCCACCGACUUCAGGUACGGGAAGACCUACCUGAAAGGCCUCCGAUACGCGGUGUUCGGUCUCGGCAACUCUGUUUAUGUCGGCCACUUUAAUACGGUGGGUACCAAUGUGGACAAGUGGCUCUGGAUGCUGAGCGGCGUGCGAAUCAUGACCAGGGGAGAGGGCGACUGUAAUGUGGUGAAGAGCCGCAACGGCAGCGUUCAGGCAGACUUCCUGGCCUGGAAGGUCAAGUUCCUGCUCCGCCUCCAGGCCCUGGUCAAGGGGGAGAAGAAGAGCUGCAGCGGGAACUGUAAGACCGGAGGCUCCUGUACGAACAAGAGGAACGACGGACAGGAGGAUAAGGAAGAAGAGAAGGAAGAGGAGAAGGACAACAGCUCUGAGGAGGAUCUGGUGGAGUCCAGCAGUGACGAGGAGGAGUCUGGCCUGCAAGAUGAGAAAAACUCCGGCUCAGUGGUUGACAUGGAGGAUCUGGGCAACAUCAUGAGCAGUGCCAAGAGAGCAAAGAGCAAAGAGGAGGGUCGAGGAGACGGACAGUUGGUGAAGCUAUCCAAGUUGAAUGGAGUGAAGAAGGUUGAAGAUGAGGGGGAAAGAAGGGAGAUGAUCACCCCUGCCCUGAGAAAAGCACUGACCAAACAAGGGUACAAACUCAUUGGAAGUCACUCGGGAGUGAAGCUUUGCCGAUGGACCAAGUCCAUGUUGCGAGGGAGAGGAGGCUGUUACAAGCACACGUUCUAUGGCAUCGAGUCCCACCGCUGCAUGGAGACCACGCCCAGCCUCGCUUGUGCCAACAAGUGUGUGUUCUGCUGGAGACAUCACACCAACCCCGUGGGCACAGAGUGGCGCUGGAAAAUGGACCCCGCUGAGAAGAUCCUGCAGGAAGCCAUGGAGAAGCACCAGAGCAUGAUUCGACAGUUCAGAGGCGUCCCUGGAGUGAAACCCGAACGGUACGAGGAGGGCCUGGCCGUCAAGCACUGUGCCCUCUCCCUGGUGGGUGAGCCCAUCAUGUACCCCGAAAUCAACAUCUUCAUCCGCCUCCUCCACUCCCACCGCAUCUCCAGCUUUCUGGUCACCAACGCACAGUUCCCUCAGGAAAUCGGGAGCCUGGUUCCGGUUACCCAGUUGUAUGUCAGCGUGGACGCCAGCACCAAAGACAGUCUGAAGAAGAUCGACCGACCGCUCUUCAAGGACUUCUGGCCCCGCUUCCUGGGCAGCCUCCGGGCCCUGGGAGAGAAGAGACAGAGGACGGUGUACAGACUGACGCUGGUGAAGGCCUGGAAUGUGGAGGAGAUGCAGUCUUACUCGGAGCUCAUUGCUUUGGGCCAGCCGGACUUCAUUGAGGUCAAGGGAGUGACGUACUGCGGGGAAAGCGCCGCCAGCAGUCUGACCAUGGCCAACGUCCCCUGGCACCAGGAAGUGGUCGCCUUCGUCCAGCAGCUGGCCGACAUGCUGCCUCAGUACGAGAUCGCCUGCGAACACGAGCACUCCAACUGUUUGCUCAUCGCGCACACCAAGUUCAAGGUGGAUGGCGAGUGGUGGACGUGGAUCGACUACGAGCGCUUCCAGGAGCUGGUCCAGGUUCAAGGGGAGAGCGGGGGACAGCGGGGCUUCUCGGCCCUGGACUACAUGGCCAGGACUCCCGGCUGGGCUCAGUUCGGAGCCAGCGAGCAAGGCUUCGACCCCGUCGACACGCGCUUCCAACGGCGCCACAAAACCAAAGACAUUUCAGGAUGCUGAUUGAUGAGAGAGAGAGAGAGAGAGAGAGAGAGGAUGAACAGAACGGGGACUAAUCUCGAAAGCAAAAAAAAACACAUUUACAAAGUAGGGUUCAAUAUUUAUCCUCGUUGAGUUUCCUGUUUCUCUUUACUGUCCUUGGCUGCCCUCACUCGGACUCUUUGUCCUUCUUUUCAUUUUUUCUUUAAUUUGGAUCUGUCGUUUUAUUUGCUUAAUCAGCCAAAAACUGUCAGAAUCAAUUGCUUUAGACAUGUUUUAGACAUUCCCCUUCUCUUGCAUUCCCCUUCUCUUCUCCUAUACGCACAUAGACCUUUGAUACUCCCCUCUUUCUCUUUGAAGGAGUCAUUAUUAUAAAUGUCAACGGCUUUGAUCCGUAGAACCGUCUGGCAGCACUUGGGAGGGUUUACACGGCUUUAUUGAACCUGGGAGUGGUUUUCAUCAUCAUCAUCAUUUCUGAAAUUGUUUCUUAAUAAUCUAGGUUGGAGUUUGGCAGCUGUCCGAUUAGCAUAUCAGGAGUAGCUCUCCUCCGCUCUCUCAGACAGCCGUCCUGCUGCUCAGUAGGUUGUAUUUACUCUGGUGGGGAAAGAAAGGCUUCAAGGCUUCCGCUGGGAGGGUCCGGCUUCUUAUCGCUCUCUUUGUGCUAUUUUUAAUUGUUUAUGUUUUGCACUGUUGCACAUUCCCAGCAGGGUUGGCGCUGCUUGGUUUCAGCGCUCUGAGCCGGGAUGGUGGACUAUAUCGCAGCUUUUUACAGGUAGUUCUGUCCUUUUGACACGUUUGCUGUAGAUACGUGGACAAUGUUUUUAAAAAAAAAGAAUAAUCACAAUAUAGUUUUUUUUUUUAAUAACUUGACAUCGUAAACUAUGAGAACAUUUUGGAUAUGACUGUUACCGGUUUGGCUGUAUUUGAGCUACACCAACGAAGGAUGACAUUUAAAAAAAAAAAAAAAAAAAAAACGUCAUUUAAUAUAAGAAAGUAGGUAAAGCCACUAAAAGGGAUCGUAAUUUAUUACAGUUUUUUUAUUGCAGUUUGAGAAAGAAUGAAUCAAAAUUCAUCUCCGAACACAAAAUUGAGAUCACCGUAUUCUCAGGUAAUGUCUCGUAUCAUCUCCCAGCUCCUGGGCACAAAUAUGAGUAAAGUCAACGUACUGCCGUCUGAUGGACAGGAUCAGGUACGAGUAGGAAGAAGAGCACCAUGGGGGGAGAUGGAGCUUCAUACUGCGUGCCAGAAUAAAGCCUUUACUGAUAUUUUAGUAAAUCCAGAUGUAAAAAUCAUUUAACUUCUUUUUAAUUCAGAUGUGAACGUUUAAGUCUGUUUUGGUUGGUUUGACUCCCUGUUGGGAGGAGCAGCAGGUGUUGGGAUCCAUCACUGUAAUAAAUGUAUGUGGAUUAA